Mesorhabditis belari is the source of this 720-nucleotide messenger RNA. The record is from the annotation of a GenBank genome assembly. Lineage: Eukaryota; Metazoa; Nematoda; Chromadorea; Rhabditida; Rhabditidae.
AUGGAGGAGCCGCCGAUCAAAGGAGCCGCCGAGAUUAUGGUUGGAGGGUCUCAAUCGCCGGAUACAAACCUUGGGUCAUUUCUCGCCGAAACCCGCGCCCUCUUUCAUCCGAAACUCAAGAAACCUUCUUUUCGAGGAGAGCUUCUCCACAAAUCUCUUCGCGAACAUGUUGGAACGUCCCGGCUUGGCGAUAUCGAAGCAAAAUUCGUCUGCACGUCUGUUGAUGGAGCCAUGAUACCACCGAGACUGCUCAUUUUUCGGAAUUUCCCCAUCGAAGUUCAGACAGACGAGGAUCAUCGAGAGGUGGAAAUCGUCGACGCACUUAUGGCAUCAACAGCGGCUCCUCUACUACUUCCCGUCUCUCCACUCGGUCUCUCCGAUGGAGGAGUUCUCGCAAAGAAUCCCAGUCUCGUCCUCUUGACUGAAUAUCAUCGAUUCUAUGCGAAAGCCGUCCGCCAUCCAACUCCUUCACUAUUCCUUUCAUUAGGCACUGGCUACAACGAGGCGAGACGCACAAGUGGAAUUCAUUUUGGAGAUUUGCCGAAGAAUCGCGUUUUCUUCGAUCGGCAUUUUAUGCGCACGACGAAGAAUCUCUUUGACGUUUUUGUUAGCCAAUCAACAAGCGGCGACACAGCAUGUCUUGCUCAAGCAGCCGCUUGGUGUCUUGCUACGAGAAGUCCCUAUUUUCGCAUCAAUCCGCCAAUUUUUUUCAAUCGACUU